AAGACUGCAGUGAGUGCUCCGUACUGCUGGGACCAGCGUAGGCAGGCGGAGGAGUUGGAGCCAGAGACAGCGAGUUACCCAACCGUGCGCAGGCAGGACGCGGACCAUCCCGGAACUCGGCUUUAACAUGUUUCCGUCUUUGUGGCAUGAUCAUGCAGCUAGGCCUAACUCUGGUGGUGGGGUUAACCCUGUGCUUGGUGCAUGGCCAGGCUUUGCUGCAGGUUCCUGAGCAUCCCUUUUCUGUGCUAUGGAAUGUACCCUCCGCCAGAUGUAAGGCCCACUUUGGUGUGCAUCUGCCUCUCGAUGCCCUUGGCAUCAUAGCCAACCAUGGCCAGCAUUUUCAUGGCCAAAACAUCUCCAUCUUCUACAAGAAUCAGUUUGGUCUUUAUCCUUACUUUGGACCUAGAGGCACAGCCCACAAUGGGGGAAUCCCUCAGGCUGUGUCCCUAGACCACCACUUGGCACAAGCUGCCCACCAGAUCCUCCACAGCCUAGGAUCUAGCUUUGCUGGGUUGGCAGUGCUGGACUGGGAAGAAUGGUACCCACUCUGGGCUGGGAACUGGGGCCCUCAUCGACAAGUCUACCGGGCAGCCUCCUGGGCUUGGGCACAGCAGAUGUUCCCUGGCUUGGACCCUCAGGAACAGCUCCACAAAGCCCACACUGGCUUUGAGCAGGCUGCCCGUGCACUCAUGGAAGACACACUGCAGCUGGGCCAGACUCUUCGCCCGAGUGGGCUCUGGGGCUUUUAUCGAUACCCAGUCUGUGGCAAUGGCUGGCAUAAAAUGGCUUCCAACUACACAGGCCACUGCCAUGCAGCCAUCAUCACCAGAAACACCCAACUGCGUUGGCUCUGGGCUGCCUCCAGUGCUCUCUUCCCUAGCAUCUACCUGCCACCCAGACUGCCACGUGCCUACCGUCAGGCCUUUGUACGGCACCGCCUGGAGGAGGCCUUCCGAGUAGCACUUGCUGGGCAUUCACAUCCUCUACCUGUUCUGGCUUAUGCUCGCCUCACACACAGGCGCUCUGGGAGAUUCUUGUCUCUGGACGACCUGAUGCAGACUAUUGGUGUGAGUGCGGCACUGGGAACAGCUGGAGUGGUCAUCUGGGGGGACCUGAACUUCUCCAGCUCUAAGGAAGAGUGCUGGCAUCUCCAUGACUACCUAGUGGGCACUUUAGGCCCCUAUGUCAUCAAUGUGACCAAGGCUGCCACGGUCUGCAGUCACCAGCGAUGUCAUGGCCAUGGUCGGUGUGCCCGGAAAGACCCGGGACAAAUGGAAGCCUUUCUACAUCUACAGCCAGAUGACAGUCUUGGAGAUUGGAAGGCCUUCAGAUGCCAUUGUUACCCGGGCUGGGCUGGCCCUACCUGCCUGGAGCCUAAACCCUGAGCCCAAGGAAACAACAUAGAGUCAGGAGUUCCUGCCUUUGCUUCUUGACCCUGUUGCCACUUUCCCAGUCCUAGAGAAAUUCCUAGAGAAAUUUGUUGUUGUUGUUUUGUUUUGUUUUGUUUUUCAGAGAGGGUUUCUCUGUGUAGUCCUGGCUGUCCUGGAACUCACUCUGUAGACCAGGCUGGCUUCAAACUCAGAAAUCUUCCUACUUCUGCCUCCCAAGUGCUGGGAUUAAAGGUGUGCACCACCACUGCCCAGCAGCUGUUUAUGCUUUGUUUAGCUUAUGGAACUUUUCCAAGUACACAUCCCACUUCCACUAAUACACCUUCCAUAGCAAUUCCUGAGGACUAGAUAGGGCUAAUAAAAAUAUAAAACCAACCUCAGAGCCCUAUGAGAUCAUCUGACUUGAAGCAAUAACGAAGCUUCAGUGUCAGCUACAGGCACUUUUAAGGUGACUAGCCUAGGGCUUUGUUCUUAUACCACAGCGUAUCUACAGAGAAGUAAUAUCUUGGGGCAGACAACCCCUACACUUCUGCCGACACACACAUCCCAAAACAUUAAGCUAAAGUCUGUUAAAUGCUAAGCUAUGAUCUGUAUUCUCAUUCAUAAAGUCACUCUUUCAUUAC
This is a messenger RNA of Mastomys coucha (southern multimammate mouse), 2011 nucleotides long. It is a transcript of the gene Hyal3, whose product is annotated as hyaluronidase 3. Gene Ontology annotation, biological process: hyaluronan catabolic process; carbohydrate metabolic process. Gene Ontology annotation, molecular function: hyalurononglucosaminidase activity. Bases 147 to 1385 code for a protein of 412 amino acids. Gene Ontology annotation, cellular component: acrosomal vesicle. The record is from RefSeq and is a predicted model, not a curated record. NCBI's taxonomy places the organism in Eukaryota, Metazoa, Chordata, Mammalia, Rodentia, Muridae. The transcript has 4 exons.